Molecule: messenger RNA, 1312 nt
Organism: Pollicipes pollicipes
Lineage: Eukaryota; Metazoa; Arthropoda; Thecostraca; Pollicipedomorpha; Pollicipedidae
Gene: Phb1
Product: prohibitin 1
Exons: 3
Coding region: 101-919 (272 amino acids)
Biological process (GO): mitochondrion organization
Cellular component (GO): membrane; mitochondrion
Source: RefSeq, a predicted model, not a curated record
CGUAAUUAUUUAGUGCGCCGGCAUCAUAGAUAACCUAAAUCCUGGUGGCUGGAGGCCUGUGGCGAGGGACGGCGAGGCCUGACAGCACACCUUGAUCGUGAUGGCGCAAGUAAUGACUCGUCUCGGCCAGCUAGGCCUAGGCAUGGCCAUAGCCGGCGGCGUCGUAAACUCCGCCCUGUACAACGUGGACGCCGGCCACCGGGCUGUCAUCUUCGAUCGCUUCGCGGGUGUCAAAAAUGCCGUCAUUGGCGAGGGCACGCACUUCUUCAUCCCAUGGGUGCAGCGGCCCAUCAUGUUCGACAUCCGCGCGCGGCCGCGUAACGUGCCCGUCAUCACCGGAAGCAAGGACCUGCAGAACGUCAAUAUCACAUUGCGCAUCCUGUUCCGGCCAGUUGCCAACUCGCUGCCCAACAUCUACACCACGCUCGGCCAGGACUACGACGAGCGCGUGCUGCCCUCCAUAACCAACGAGGUGUUGAAGGCGGUGGUGGCGCGCUACGACGCCAGCGAGAUGAUCACACAGCGCGAGAUCGUGUCGCAGACGGUAUCGGAGGACCUGACGGAGCGUGCGCGCCAGUUCGGCCUCGUGCUGGAUGACAUCUCCAUCACGCACCUGACGUUCGGCAGGGAGUUCACGCACGCAGUCGAGAUGAAGCAGGUGGCUCAGCAGGAGGCGGAGCGCGCACGCUUCGUCGUCGAGAAGGCCGAGCAGCAGAAGAAGGCCGCCAUCAUGUCGGCCGAGGGCGACAAGGUUGCUGCUGAGCUGCUGUCCAAGGCGUUCGCCAGCGUCGGCGACGGCCUGAUCGAGCUGCGCCGGAUCGAGGCGGCCGAGGACAUCGCCUAUCAGAUGUCACAGAGCCGCAACGUGGUGUACCUGCCACAGAACCAGACAACGCUGCUCAACCUGGGCAACGUCUGAGCGGCCGAGCGCCGCAUCGGGGGCGGGCUAGGCGGCGGUGCGCCUGGACGCCGGCGCACCCCGGCCGCUUCGUCACUGCCCGGCCGCCGGGUGCGCCGGCGCCGCCCGGCCGCCCCGCUGCCGACGGCGCCACGGCUCAGCCCGCCGUUUUCGGCGAUGGGACGGGGCGUCGUUGAUUCGUGAUCGUGUAAGGCAGGAUGGUGUGGUGCUGUGCAUUGUGCGCUCUUUUGUAUGCGUGCAUGCACGGGUGAGUGAGCGUUUGGCGUUUGUCUGGGAGACCGAGACUGUGCUUUAGGUCCUGUGGAGCUGAUGGUAAUAAAUGCGACGUAGAGGCUGGUGACUUGUGAAAGUGCGAAGACCAUUUAAUGCGCUGAAUAAACCUGAACAGUUAAU